AUGAAUUAUUUCACUAUCAAGCAGAAUUACUACGCUGGUGAUUUUACCCAAUCAUUGCAAGAGAUCAGCAAGUUUAACAAAGUUAGUGAUGACACGUUAGUGUUCUACAAAUCUCAAUCUCAGAUUGAAUUGGGUCAGUUCGAGCCUCAGAGUACAUCAACACCAUUGGAACAAGCAUUUGCAGCAUAUUACGAGUUUUUGCAGACUAGAGAUUUGAAUAAAUUGUCAAACCAAAUCUCAAAGGAAACCGGUUCCCCAUUCGAGUUGUAUGUAUUGGCAUCUGGUGAAGCCAUCUUGGGUCAAUUCGAGGAAUCUUUGAUGACAUGUGUUCAGGGUAUUGAUAACGAUGAACAAGUUGGGACAUCUGAACUAUUACUACUUGCUGUGCAAGUAGCAUUAUUAAACGGCCAAACAUCGACAGCUCAAACCAUGUUGCAAAAUUAUAACGCUGCAAAUGAAGAUAGCAUUUCCAGCGAAGAUGAAAUUGUCAUCUCCCUAGCGGAAUCCUACGUUAAAUUUGCAACGAAUCAAGAAACUGCCAGAUCUAACUUUUACUACUUUGAAGAAUUGUCCCAAACUUUUCCCACUUGGAAGACUCAAUUGGGUCUACUGAACGUACAUUUGCAACUUGGGAAUCUACCAGAAGCCCAAUCCAUCUUAGAAACAUUGGAAUCUGAAUACUACAGUGUAGAACAAAAACAGGUGGCUCAACAGUACAAACAACACCUUUUGGCUAGUAAAAUUUCAUUAUUUAUCGCUCAAGGUAAUGAAGAUGUGGAUCAACUAAGGCAACAGUUGGUGCAAGAAGCACCUGAGAAUUCUUAUGUUAAACAACACAAGGAAGCCACGGCAAAAUUCGAUGAAGUGGUAGCCAAAUACAGCUCAUAG
Zygosaccharomyces rouxii is the source of this 888-nucleotide messenger RNA. It is a transcript of the gene SEC28, whose product is annotated as coatomer subunit epsilon. Gene Ontology annotation, cellular component: COPI vesicle coat. The record is from RefSeq and is a predicted model, not a curated record. Bases 1 to 888 code for a protein of 295 amino acids. NCBI's taxonomy places the organism in Eukaryota, Fungi, Ascomycota, Saccharomycetes, Saccharomycetales, Saccharomycetaceae. Gene Ontology annotation, molecular function: protein binding; structural molecule activity. Gene Ontology annotation, biological process: endoplasmic reticulum to Golgi vesicle-mediated transport; intra-Golgi vesicle-mediated transport; retrograde vesicle-mediated transport, Golgi to endoplasmic reticulum. The transcript has a single exon.